UCGAUGCAACACGUGUUUUACUCUAAACAGAGCACUGCUCUCUUGUAAUUUGUGUUAAUGAGAUUUAAAUGAACUUUUUCUUGUCAUCAAGGAUGCAGGCUGUACGCGUGAAGUACAGGGAUUGUCAGAAGUACAUUUGUUAUGAGGGGCAACUGACCUUCGAAUCCUUUUUGGAUUCUGUUGCCAAUAAAUUUGACAUUCCAACCUUGGACUUAAAAGUCUAUGAUGAAUCGAAGACUGAAGUUGAUGAGGAGGUGUUUGAGUUUCUUCUAAAGAAACAGGACCUUGGUGUGCUGGAAAUUUGUUUACCCCAAGACCCGAAUCCUUAUGAUUUGUUGAGCUCCUCUGCAAGCAGCUCCUUAUCAAAAUACAGUGGAGACAAUAAGGGGGACUUGGAUGACACCAUUAUAUUGCAGCAUAGUGCUACAAGAGAGACAGCUGAGGAUAGUCGUCUAUCUCAAAUGAUUGAAGACAUUCUGAAGAACAAACCUGGAGGAGAGAGGAUCAUGGAUGAGUAUGCUCGGACAAAAAGCCUAACAGAUAGCAGAAGACGCGAUAUGGUCAAGAUAUUGGUUGCACAAAUGACAAGUGAACAUGGGACAAGUCCUUCAAGGCGUGUUAAAGAGGACUGCGCAAAGGGCAUCAUUGCCUUGUUCCCAUACCUGGCCGAUCCUAGGAGCAAGUUUGGUUAUGAGCAUUAUUACAAUGCAGAAGAUGGGAGAGGAUAUCUAGCAUGGAGACUGAAAUUUGUUCAAAGGGAAGCAUCAGAGGGACGACAGAAGGCCAUGCGUCAGUCACUGACAUGUGGUCCAAAAGUUGAUAGAGACCCCUUCAGAGAGGAAAACUGUCCAACAACAGAAAGCCUGUGUUGUGAGGCCAUUGCACUGAUGAAGGAUACGGCUGAGGAAGAAAUUGUAAAGGAGAAGAUGAAGCAGACGUUCGCCUAUCGCCAAAAGAUGGUUCAUGACCCAGUGAAGUCCUCUGAAAUAUUCACAGCUUUUCCAAGAUUCCAAGACAUAGCAGGAAUGAUUGAGCAAGAUUUUAGGCUGAUGUUUGGUGAUGCAACCUCCGCAAAGUUCCUGGAGAAGUGGCCUGCUCUCUACAAGCAGAAAGUCAUUGACCAAAGCCGUGGCCUCACACAGACAGGCAACUUGCAAGACCUGGUUCAAAAUGCUGAAUCCACAAGAGAAGUGAAAAAUGGAUGGGACAGUGACAUGUCCUCCAUUUUUGUCCUUGUCCACCUUCUUCCACCGUCACCUCUUGGCCGCAAGAGACCAGGAAAAAUCUCAGCCAGACACGCCAGUGACCACAUUGUGAAGUUUAUCAAGACUGGGACCAGCAUCCAGGGGCAUCUGGAGAGCGUCAUGGAAAGCUUUCAACCCUAUCUGCUUGCUGUGGGGACCCAGAGGAGUGCGAUUCACAAGUACUUCAUUGUGAUUGACAAACAUGCAAUACCUUGUAAGUCACCAGACUCUCUUGCCUGUUUUGAUGAGCUUUUCAAAGCUCAUUUUGUCUUUGGUACCUCGUACAACCAGGAUCUGAUAAAUGUGUACAACUUCUUGCAAACCACAAUUUAUGAAAUUGAUGUUGAUACCACUAAGGUUAAUCCUAGAGUCGCAGAGUUGCGGGCUCGGAUGCUGCAUUGAGUUGCUAAACGUUUUGAAGUUGUCCCGUGUGGCUCAGUUGGUAGAGCAUGGCGCUUGCAACGCCAGGGUUGUGGGUUCAUUCCCCACGGGGGGACCAGGAUGAAUAUGUAUGAACUUUCCAAUUUGUAAGUCGCUCUGGAUAAGAGCGUCUGCUAAAUGACUAAAAUGUAAAAUGUAAAAU
This is a messenger RNA of Salvelinus fontinalis (brook trout), 1827 nucleotides long. RefSeq lists its product as uncharacterized. The coding region runs from base 69 to 1646 and encodes 525 amino acids. The record is from RefSeq and is a predicted model, not a curated record. NCBI's taxonomy places the organism in Eukaryota, Metazoa, Chordata, Actinopteri, Salmoniformes, Salmonidae. The transcript is spliced from 10 exons.